This is a messenger RNA of Rosa rugosa (rugosa rose), 1149 nucleotides long. Its product is annotated as DNA repair protein XRCC3 homolog. The coding region runs from base 88 to 954 and encodes 288 amino acids. The record is from RefSeq and is a predicted model, not a curated record. Gene Ontology annotation, biological process: resolution of mitotic recombination intermediates; double-strand break repair via synthesis-dependent strand annealing; t-circle formation. Lineage: Eukaryota; Viridiplantae; Streptophyta; Magnoliopsida; Rosales; Rosaceae. The transcript has 3 exons. Gene Ontology annotation, cellular component: replication fork; Rad51C-XRCC3 complex. Gene Ontology annotation, molecular function: ATP-dependent DNA damage sensor activity; four-way junction DNA binding; ATP binding.
AUGUCCACCUUCUUAAAAGGUCUCCCUCCCCAAACCCUUCUCUUCCCGCCCUUCAUCUAAGAGCCCCAAAUUUGAAGACCAAAAACAAUGAACCCCUCAAACCUCCUCCCUACCCAGAAUCUAACGAUGGGCUGUCCAGUCCUCGACCGCUGCCUCGGCGGCGGAAUCCCCUGCAACUCCCUCACGGAGCUCGUAGCUGAGAGCAGCUGCGGCAAGACCCAAUUCUGCCUCCAACUCACUCUCUUCGCUCAGCUCCCUCCUUCCCACGGCGGCCUCUCCGCCUCCUCUCUUUACCUCCACACAGAAUUCCCUUUCCCCUUUCGCCGCCUCCGCCACCUCUCCCACUCCUUCCGCUCCUCACACGCGAAUCUUAUCUUCGCCAACCCUUGUGAAGAUGUAUACGUUCACGCUGUACAUGAUGCACACCACCUGCUCGACAUAAUGCCCAAGAUAGAGUGCUUUGUUGCGAGCAGGAAAACCCGGCUGCCUGUGAGGCUAAUUGUGAUUGAUUCCAUUGCCGCACUAUUUCGCAGCGAAUUUGGCAACAACCCUUUGGAUCUUAAGCGGAGGUCCUUCCUGUUCUUCGAGAUUUCCGGGAUGCUGAAGUUGUUGGCGAGAAAGUACAGCUUGGCGGUGGUGGUGACGAACCAGGUGGUUGAUUUUAUGGGGGAAGUAGAGGGGAUAAAUGGGAUGAGAGUUGGGAAUUUGAGCUCCUUGCAUUCAUCCGGAAGACGGGUUUGUCCUGCUUUGGGAUUAGCUUGGUCACAUUGCGUGAAUUCGAGGUUGUUCUUGUCUAGAAAUGAGGAGAUUGUUGGGAGAGAAAAUGAUGGGUUGGAGGAUGAUCCGUGCAGGCAAACAAGAAGGCGACUUGAUGUUGUUUUUGCUCCUCAUUUGCCGCCAUCAUCUUGUGAGUUUGUAAUCACAAAGCAAGGGGUGUUUGGAGUUGACAGAUAACGGAACUGGAACAGGCGGCAUUCCUAGCACAGCUUGAAUCGGAGCAUCAAAAUGUGUUGAUGGUGCUGCUAGUCAAGGGAUUGAGCUGGAAUGAAUGGACAGGGCGGGAAGAGAACAUAAAGGCUCAGACUGUCAGACUGUGACACUGCAACUACCAGCAGAAGUGUAAGAAUGUGUACUAGCAAUUAAUGAUAC